Messenger RNA from Mytilus trossulus (common blue mussel), 1915 nucleotides. Its product is annotated as protein draper-like. The coding region runs from base 1 to 1317 and encodes 438 amino acids. Lineage: Eukaryota; Metazoa; Mollusca; Bivalvia; Mytilida; Mytilidae. The transcript is spliced from 13 exons. The record is from RefSeq and is a predicted model, not a curated record.
AUGUUAUUAGAUGUUGAAGGAGUUGAUUAUGGUGCCGCUUGUACAGGUUCUGGGACUGGAGAUUGCACAGACAAAACUAAUACAAUGUGUGAAACCACCUGUAAAUGUACAGCCGGUUCUUUCCGAAAAGGUGGAACAGAAUGUGCAACAAGACUUGCAUUAAAAGCAACCUGUGUUAUCACAGAGACUUCCCCAGAUCAAUGUGUAGCCGAUACGGAAUGCAAGGAUGAUGGUAAUGGUGCUAAGAAAUGUUUGUGCAAAGCCAGCCACUAUGAAUCGUCGUCAGCUUGCAAGCCGAGAAUUGUUCCAGGUGUCAGCUGUGCUGCAGGUCAGUGUGUCACCCAUGCAACUUGUAACACUACUUCGAAUAAAUGUAAAUGUGAUGCAAGUUUUACUGCGACACCUACCACGUGUAGUGGUGUUAUUAAAGUCGCAACUCUGUCGUACGUGUUGGUGGUACCUAUUUUUGACCUCACAGCUCGGUUCGUUGGCAUCUGUCUUGUGUUUGUUGUUUAUAUUGCAGCAGGUGUUGAAGGAGCGGCUUACGGUGAAGAUUGUUCAAGUGCAGCCUGUGAUGACACAAAUAAUAUAUGUGAUACUGGUAAAACUGAUCUCUGCAUAUGUAAUACAGGGUUUUUCCGAAAAACUUCUGCUGCAGAGUGUGCCGCACGGGUUGCAUUAAAUCAAAAUUGCGAAGCCGCACAGACUUCCUCAGAUCAAUGUAGUAUAGCCCUAUCUGAAUGUAGAGAUGAUUCAGGAACUGAUAAAUGUCUCUGUGAAACUACUUACUAUGAAGAUGGAGGCGCAUGCGUACUUCAAAAAGCGCUUAACUCAGCAUGUACCAAUGGACUACCGGCUGGUCAGUGUAAAGACACUCUUGCAGAAUGCAAAGAUAAUAGCGGAUUUAAAUGCUUAUGUAAAACCGGUAACUUUGAAAAAAAAGACGGAACAUGUGCUAAACAGAUUGCUGCCUUGAAUGACACAUGCGUCGUCUCGGAACCUGCUCCAGAUCAAUGUGCUGUAGACAACGCGGAAUGUAGAACUGAUGGAACUGCUAAAUGUCAAUGUAAAGUCACCCAUUAUGUGAAUGUAGCAGCUUGUACAAUCAGAAAAAGUCCAAAAGUCAGUUGUGGGUCAGGUGAAUGUGUAGCCCAUGCUUCCUGUGACACUGAUACUAGUAAAUGUGUUUGUGAUGCCGGUUACGAUCCAUCACCAACAAUCAGUCCUACCAUGUGUAGUGGUGUUGUCAAAAUCAUAACUCAGCCAUACAUGUACCUGGUACCCAGCCUUGUAUCAAUGCUGUUGCUUCUACGUUGAAUGUCUUGUUUUUCGAUAUUUGAUGAGACUUUAUAAUGUUCAUCUUUGAAAGUUUUAUGGAUUAUUUUUUCAAUUUAGAAAGCGAAGUUUUGACUUUCUGACAAUUUAAACCGCGUUUGCAAAUUCUCGGUAAAGGUUAAUACAUAAUGUUUAACUUGGUGAAACAUUCAAAUAAUUAUUCAUACUCGACUAAUUUACAUGCCGUAUGUGAAUGAAGGUUGUUAUAGCAAUACAACUUGAUGUACAUACGACUACGUAAUAAACAUAUUUAAAACGUUAUUUUACCUUUUUUAUGCGUUCAUUAAUUAAAAAGGGUUAACAUUCAUAGUAGAAAUAAACAUCAGAAAUAUAUCAUAACAUAAUCAAAAGUUAAAAAAGAAUAAAAUCAAGAUAUUAGUAGAAACUUGACGAAAUCAACAAAAAGUAAGAAAAAAUUCUUUGAUUAAUGAUGCUUCUAUUCAAGACAAAGACGCUCCAAUGAAAGGCCAGGAUUUCCCAGUUAUAUCACUAAAGUUAUUGAAAUAAGCAUAACAGAUCUUGUUUGUAUUUAAAAGAACAACAUAAUAGAGUGGAAUAAACAUAAAUGAAGGUUGUAACA